AUGAGAGAGACAAGUUUGCUGGAUGUUUGUAACAUGGAUAUGGAUACCUCAAAUCCUGCAGUUUUUGUCAAUGCAGAGCUUCUGCGAUUGUAUGUUGGAAGACGGGUUCGGGCACUGAUUCAGGUUGUGCGAACUGAGGGUGGAACUGUCAUUGGAAAAUCUACUGAUGAAAACCAGCUAGUUGUAAAGGGCUCCCCACCCUUUCCUCUUACAAAAUUUGUUGAGGUCAUAGGCAUUGCUGAUGGUGAAAAAUCCAUCCAUGCUGACAUCUGGAACAACUUUGGAGAGACAAUUGGUUAUUUUGCUUGGAUUGGGAGGGAGGAGCUGAAUCUAUAUAAAUGA
Messenger RNA from Prunus armeniaca (apricot), 342 nucleotides. NCBI's taxonomy places the organism in Eukaryota, Viridiplantae, Streptophyta, Magnoliopsida, Rosales, Rosaceae. The record is from the annotation of a GenBank genome assembly.